AUAGACCUUUGCGCUAUCUUUCUCUUAGAUGCGAUUUUUAGUAUACUAGCUUGGCGUCCUACACCCCAAACUACGCGCUGUGUCGGCUUCGGCCUCGUCAACGUUGACGGGUUUAUUUUAUCCUCCUUGUAGAGUUAUAUCAUCAUAGUGGUUUAUCAAUCGCACUUCACAGAAAUUCUAGUAUCGCGAACUAAUACGCCUGAACUGACAUGAAAUCCUGGGAGCUUCUGUGCGACGAGCCGCAACCUACGAAUGAUUCAGGCCCUCUACCAGAGUUUGCAUACGAGCCGUUAGCAUCACCCCAAGGAUGUAUUCGCCUCAUUAACAUCCUCGAGGUUUCCACAGAUGGCACCAUUAUAUGCGCCAUGAAAGAAAAGCAAUUCAAUCUCAAUUCAGGAAGUUACAAUGCUCUUUCAUAUUGCUGGGGCCCGUCCAGACCUCAAUAUCGAAUCAUCGUCAAUGAUAAAGUCCUGUAUGUUCGAGAGAACCUUAGGGAUUUUAUGUAUGCUGCGCGCACAGCUCACGAGGAUGCUUGUCAUGAUAUAUGGAUUGAUGCUAUAUGCAUCAAUCAAUCAGACCUUGCUGAGAGAGCUAUCCAAGUUGGCCAAAUGCACCAUAUAUUUUCCAAUGCAAGAAUCGUCUACGCUUGGAUAGGAAACUGGGACAUGAGAUUUAGCUCAGCCUUCCAAAAACUUGAAGAACCCAAUGCAGAUAGUGAGCCGGCUCUUUCAACCUGUAAUAAAUAUUCAAGUGUACACAUUUCUAUGCGGCACUUGUUCGCACGAGACUACUGGAGCCGGAUGUGGAUAGUCCAGGAAAAUAUCCUUGCUUCCAACAUUCGCCUCCUUUGUGGCAGCAAGUCAUUA
Molecule: messenger RNA, 866 nt
Organism: Bipolaris maydis ATCC 48331
Lineage: Eukaryota; Fungi; Ascomycota; Dothideomycetes; Pleosporales; Pleosporaceae
Source: RefSeq, a predicted model, not a curated record